GCGGGGCGGGGCGCAGGCGCCGUUGGGCGGUGGCGAUCGCCGCGGUACCCAAGGUCCCGGUGCCGGCCCCCCCCUCCCGCCGCGCAUCCUCGGUCCCGCUAUAUAACAGGGGAGCCCGGCGCUGCGCAACCUCGGGGAAAUAAUAAUAAUAAUAAUAAAAAGAAAAAAAAAAAAACCACAAACAGCAAAAAACCCCCACCAACACGCGCGGCGCCCUCGCACGGAGAGCUGCGCCGGGGUUAUGAGACCGUCACCGCACAGGAGAGGCUGAGCAACGGAGGGGCUCACCAUGACCAAGUCGUACAGCGAGAGCGGGCUGAUGGGCGAGCCCCAGCCCCAGGGGCCCCCGAGCUGGGCGGACGAGUGCCUCAGCUCCCAGGACGAGGAGCACGAGGUGGACAAGAAGGAGGAGGACCUGGAGGGUCUGCAUGCCGAGGCCGAGGAGGACUCGCUGCGGAACGGCGAGGAGGAGGACGAGGAGGACGACUUGGACGAAGAGGAGGAAGAAGAGGAGGAGGAGGAGGACGACGACCAGAAGCCCAAGAGGCGGGGCCCCAAGAAGAAGAAGAUGACCAAGGCGCGGAUGGAGCGCUUCAAGCUGCGGCGCAUGAAGGCCAACGCGCGGGAGCGCAACCGCAUGCACGGCCUGAACGCGGCCCUGGACAACCUGCGGAAGGUGGUGCCCUGCUACUCCAAGACGCAGAAGCUCUCCAAGAUCGAGACCCUGCGCCUGGCCAAGAACUACAUCUGGGCGCUCUCCGAGAUCCUGCGCUCGGGCAAGAGCCCGGACCUGGUCUCCUUCGUGCAGACCCUCUGCAAGGGCCUGUCGCAGCCCACCACCAACCUGGUGGCCGGCUGCCUGCAGCUCAACCCGCGGACUUUCCUGCCCGAGCAGAGCCAGGAGGUGCCGCCCCACGCGGCGGCGGCGGCGGCGGCGGCGGCGGGCGCGCCCUUCCCGGCCCACCCGUACCCCUACCAGUCGCCGGGUCUGCCCAGCCCGCCCUACGGCACCAUGGACAGCUCCCACCUCUUCCACCUCAAGCCGCCGCACGCCUACGGCGCCGCGCUCGAGCCCUUCUUCGAGAGCGGCCUGGCGGAGGGCGCCAGCCCCGCCUUCGACGGGCCGCUCAGCCCGCCCCUCAGCGUCAACGGCAACUUCUCCUUCAAGCACGAGCCGGCCGCCGACUUCGACAAGAGCUACGCCUUCACCAUGCACUACCCCGCCGCUGCCGCCGCCGCCGCCGCCGCGCUGGCCGCCGCGCCCGCCCACGCCGCCAUCUUCCCGGCCGCCGCCUCCCGCUGCGAGAUCCCCGUCGACGGCCUGGCGCCCUACGAGGGCCACCCCCACCACGAGCGGGUCCUCAGCGCCCAGCUCAACGCCAUCUUCCACGACUGAGCCUCCCCCGCCGCCGCCGGAGGAGCGAGGGGAAGGGAAGGGAAGGGAUGGGCCGAGGCGAGGCGAGGCGAGGCGAGGCGAGCCCAGCCGCCCGCCGCCGCGUCGCUGCCGGGGGGCGGCCCGGCCGGGCCCCGCCGCUGCCCCGGGCAGCCGCCCGCCCGCCCGCCCGCCCGCCGCCCCGCUCCCGCUGCCCGGAGCCACGCCGUACAUCUGGGGUAGGGGCGCUGGGAGCGCGUCACUCACCUGAUCGGGAUAACAAAAUCACAAGCAAUAAUUAGGAUCUAUGCAAUUUUUAAACUAGCGAUGGGCCAAUUACAAAAUAUAUAUGAAAUCUAUAUUUUUCAACCAACGUUUUACUACUUGUUACCUUUCCCAUGCUGAAUUAUUUUGUUGUGAUUUUGUACAGAAUUUUUAAUGACUUUUUAUAACGUGAAUUUCCUAUUUUAAACCAUGCAGCUUCAUCAAUUUUUAUACAUAUUGGAAAGGUAGAAUUAUAUCUAAUUUAUACAAAAUAAUUUAACUAAUUUAAACCAGCAGAAAAGUGCUUAGAGAAGUUAUGUUGCCUUAGCACUUCUUUCCUUUCAAAUAGUUGAAGAAAAAAAAAAAUGCACAAUCCGGACAAUUUCUUUCCCAUAAAAGUAUCUUUUAUUUCUUUCUUUUCUUUUCUUUUUAUUUUUUCUAAUUUUUUUUUUUCCUUUCCCCCCACCAACAAGAACCAGAUCCCCUAGGUCUUGAGAAGAUAGAAGAACGAGAGACUUAUUUUCUAUUAAAACAUAUCAAUUCAACACAUUACUUGCACAAACUUGUAUAUAAAGAUUAUAAGCAAAUGCCAACACCCUUUUUAAAUCGAAAGCUGCUUGACUAUCACAUACAAUUUGCACUGUUUCUUUUUAGUCUUUGAACCCUUUGGCAUUCCGUGGUUUUUUUGAAGAGAACUUGAAGAUGUUAAUGUUUCCAGGCGAUAUAAAUGCAUGAUUUUAUACAUGUUCACACAAUCCGUGGUUGUCAUAUGCUCAUCUUAUAAAUCGGAACCUAAAACUAAUCAGGUUGUUAAAGUCGGGCUAUAUACCUAUUGUAGUCGAUUAGUACGGUAGCUUGAAACAAAUUCAAACCAUUUAAUCCGUAAUUAGAACAAUAGCUAUUGCAUGUACAAUGCAGUCCAGAAUAAGUGCUGUUUGAAAUGUAACGCUGGUUCAACUGGAAUCAAUCUGUACUGUAAUUUUGUUUGUAAUCCUGUAUAUUAUGGUGUAAUGCACACUGGGAUUUUAGAAAAAACAUCCAUCCUUUGGCAACAACAUAGUAUUGAACAUUUGGUCGAAUGUUGCAUUUCUCCUUAAAUGUGAUCUUUUUUUUUUUUUUUUCCUUAGUGUAAGUAAUUCCUAUGGGAUUAUUGUUUUAUUUGGAUAGCUCAUGAAAGGUGCAACACGUAUUAUUUGUAGAAUAAAAUUGGACUAAGAAAAGG
Messenger RNA from Tyto alba (common barn owl), 2858 nucleotides. It is a transcript of the gene NEUROD1, whose product is annotated as neuronal differentiation 1. The transcript is spliced from 2 exons. Gene Ontology annotation, biological process: regulation of DNA-templated transcription; nervous system development. The record is from RefSeq and is a predicted model, not a curated record. Gene Ontology annotation, molecular function: protein dimerization activity. Lineage: Eukaryota; Metazoa; Chordata; Aves; Strigiformes; Tytonidae. The coding region runs from base 290 to 1396 and encodes 368 amino acids.